CACUGCCCAACGGAGGAGGACUCAACUUCACAUCAUUUUUAUCGUUGAUCGGUACUGUGUGGAGGGGUAGCGUGAUUACCGCUAAUAUAAUUGAUAUAAUAAUUCAUUAAAAAUACCAAACGCUACUUAAAUUUAUAAAUGUUUAUAUAAAUCAAAAGUGAAAAAGUACCAAAACGUGCGUGAAAUGGGCGUAGGGUGUGGGCCAUGUUGCAAAUUCUUUGUGGGAAGCGCCAGCUGCUGCAUCUUGGUGGCAUUAGUGCUAUAUAUAUGCCUUGGGGGAUCGACCGUUCAAGGGGAUUAUGUUGAAGUUAUUGAGCUGAAUAACAAUUGGAGUAUAGCUAAUCAGAAUGGCACUUUAAAAGAGUCAGGAGUAUCUUUGCCCUCGGGUAUCUACAGUGUGUUUGGCAAUGACAUUCUCGAGUCCUAUAACGAUAUAAAUCUUCGAUGGCUCAGCUACGAUAAUUUCACCUAUACAAAGAGUUUUCCGUUCGAUGUGCAACAUUAUAAGGAUGCUCACAUCAAUCUAACAUUCCAUGGCAUCGAUACCAUAGCCGAAAUACGUUUAAAUCAUCGUCUACUUGGACGUACGGAUAAUAUGUUUGUACGCUAUACCUACGAUGUCACUUCAAUACUGGAGGAAGAAAAUGAAUUGGAGGUUGAGAUAACAUCACCUGUACUAGCAGCAUUGGCCAAGGCGAAAAUCCUGGAUGCAGCUGGACGCAGUGUUCCACCAGACUGUCCUCAUGCUAAUUAUAAGGGCGAGUGCCAUAUGAAUAUGCUGCGUAAAAUGCAGGCCAGCUUCUCUUGGGAUUGGGGUUUAGCUGCUCCCUCAAUGGGCAUUUGGAAGAAUGUGGAAUUGGAGAUAUACGAUGUGGCUCUCAUACGAGACGUUGACAUUGAUAUCGCUCGCAAUGACCAAGAUGGGGUGUGGAACAUGCAUGUCACCUGCUAUUUGAAUGUGCUGGGCCGCAAGAAUUUCUAUGCCCGUCUUGUCUUCUAUGCCGUCGAACUACUGGAUAAACCGAUUGUCAUUGACAAUUACACCGUGGAUCCCAUUAGUUACUUGUCGCCAUCAAUUGAAUUCGAUGUGGCAGUUCCAAUUGAGAAAGUUGUUACCUGGUGGCCCAAUGGCUAUGGCGAGCAAAAGCUAUAUCCAUUGCACUUAACACUUACCACCUGGUUAAAGGAUGGGGCCAACUUGCGUUCCAAAUCCAAAUCACAAAAGACUCUUCGCGUGGGCUUUCGUACACUUGAACUGGUCGAAGAUCCCACUCCAGAUGGCACUGGGAAUACAUUUUUCUUUCGUGUCAAUGGCAUCGAUAUGUUCAUGAAGGGUACCAAUUAUAUACCUUCCCACAUACUACCCGAAAAUCAAACGAAUGAGGAGAUUAGCUACCUGUUGCAUUCCGCCAAAGAAGCUCACAUGAAUAUGCUGCGAGUUUGGGGCGGCGGUGUCUAUGAGUCUGAUUACUUUUACGAUCUCGCCGAUAGUCUAGGCCUCCUUAUAUGGCAGGAUAUGAUGUUUGCCUGUGCCAUGUACCCGGUGGAAGCUGACUUUCUGGCUUCGGUGCGGGAGGAGGUGCUUCAGAAUGCCAAACGCAUUGCUCAUCAUCCCAGCGUUGCUAUCUUUGUCACCAAUAAUGAGAACGAGGCGGCACUGGUCCAAGAUUGGUAUGAUACAUUUUACGAUCUAGAUCGUUUUAAGGAGGAAUAUCGUAAACUUUAUUUGGCUAAUGUGAUACACGAACUGAAACAAGUGUCGCAUAAAUCACGUCCGGAACCGCUAGUUUCUUCGCCAUCAAAUGGCAAGAAAAGUGCUGAAGAUAAUUAUAUUUCGCCAUUCCCGCAAAACAACAACUAUGGAGACGUACACUUUUAUGAUACCUCACAAGAUGCUUGGAAUCCGGCAAUAUACCCACGCUCCCGUUUCGUCAGCGAAUACGGAUUCCAGAGUCUACCAGGCCAAAACUCAUGGGAUCGUAGUAAGAAAGACGAUGAAGAUCUUCUUACUUUAAUCAACCAUCGUGAGCACCAUAUCGAGGGCAUAUUGCCUAUUCUUACUGUAGUGGAAAAGCAUUUCCCAUUGCCACUGCCCGAGGAUGACAAUUAUGUUGAGGCCUUGAUAUACUUUAGUCAAAUUUCCCAAGCCAUGUCCACCAAGGUGGAAACGGAACUAUAUCGUAGCUUACGAGACACAAAUCACAAUACCAUGGGUGCUCUAUAUUGGCAAUUAAAUGACAUUUGGGUGGCACCCUCAUGGUCUGGCAUUGAUUCCUAUGGCAAUUGGAAGCUUUUGCAUUAUUGGGCACGUGAAUUUCUGGCUCCCACUGCCAUUGUGGCUCUAUAUGAAAAUACCACAAAUUCCCUGAAUAUUUCACUGAUUUGUGAUGAGCUGGAAGUCGAUACAAAUGGUUUAAAGGUUGUUGCCAACAUUCACAAAUGGACACAGUUACUGCCACGUUAUUCAACCGAGUGGGAUGUUACUCUACGUCCGAAUGGUGUGCAAUAUGAUAAAGUGAUACAGCUGGCGGAUUGGCUGCAAGGUGAAUUCACCAAACAAAAUGCCUUUUUCGAGUUUCAAUUGUGUCGCCAUGACGAGGUUCUGUCACGCACCUAUUUCUUCCCUGCCCAUUUAGGCACAGCUGUGGGACUCACCGAUCCUGAUCUUGAGUUUGAAAUCAGCUCACGCAGCUGCAUCACAACUGGCAAUGUUGUACGCAAUAGCAUUAGCCUUACCAUUCAGGUGAAACGUCCUGCUGCCUUUGUCUAUAUAGAACUUUUGAAACCUGAUCGCUAUCGGCUCUCCGAGAAUGGAUAUAUGCAAACGACACCAAUUCAUUCCAUUUAUGUAGUCUUCGAUAGCAGCACUUGUUAUCGCCUACUCCGCAAGUCGGACUUUAGAGUGCUGACAGUCAAUCAGUUUAUGCCAUAGAUGAUAUUCCUUUUU
Messenger RNA from Drosophila willistoni, 2947 nucleotides. RefSeq names its product beta-mannosidase (gene beta-Man). Gene Ontology annotation, molecular function: beta-mannosidase activity. Gene Ontology annotation, biological process: glycoprotein catabolic process. The transcript has 9 exons. NCBI's taxonomy places the organism in Eukaryota, Metazoa, Arthropoda, Insecta, Diptera, Drosophilidae. The record is from RefSeq and is a predicted model, not a curated record. The coding region runs from base 185 to 2932 and encodes 915 amino acids.